AAAACCUUUGGGACGCCAGCGAUGGAAGCCACAGCCUGGGUGGCGGGGGAUUGGGAACUGCUUCCCGACGGCCUUCGAGUCAUUGGAAAUGACAUCGAUGCACCACCGCUUGACAAUCCAGAGAGUGAAGAGGAGCUCGACCACGACACACCCUUCGUGGAAAAGUUGAACUCUGCUCGUGCGCGCCAGCGCAUCAUCACCCAGCGCGAAGCUGAGGAGCUUUUGGCAGUGGUCCACUGCGACGCUUAUUGGGACGCCUUUCAUCGUGACGAGUUCAUUGAGGUCCAGCGACACAAGGAUCGAAGCCUCUUUGGAGGUGCCGUUUUCGUGAAAAUUUCAGGUUGCUUUCCCGGGACCACUGUGGAUCAUGUGGCUCAUCGCUACAUGAACUUCAAAGACCGCGCCAAGUGGGACAAGCAGAUGGAUGGAUUCAAAGUUCUGAAUCAUUCCAAAGGGAAUGACCUUCUCUACUCUGUGAUCCAUUCCCCUCCCUUAUCGGAUCGUGACUUCAUGGUGUUUCACACCGUCCUGCGUCAUCGAAGCCGUUCCGGGCUCAUGUUUUAUAGCCCCUCGGCGGAUGACGCCUUCUACCCCAAGCAGCCGGGCGCCGUACGAGCCACGCAAUUUAUGGCAGCUCAUCAGUUGAUCCAGGAGGCCGGAGGAGUGCGAUUUAUGACCUCCACCGCCAUCGAUCCUCACACUGCCUUCCUACCCAGGUGGGUCCUCACCCUGCUCUUACCUUCCGAGUUCAAACGUUGGCGCAGCUCAGUGCUACGCCGCUGUGGCGAAUUGCGAGGGCAAUCCGUCCCAUGUACCAUGCUUUGGCCAGAGGAAGAGAUUCAGCAAGCUGACACGCCAGAGGCAGUGGCCGAGAACAAGGCAAGUUUGGGAACUUUGAGCACAGGGGUGCCGAGUGACAAGAACGUGCUGAAUGACAUCGUCAUUGAAGAUAACGAGCACGUGACAACAUGUUGUUGCUAAGGUCGCCUAAGAUUUGGGCUUGAUAUGAACCUAUUUGGUUCACCGACUGGGACCUAUGCAACGAGGCGAAAAAGAUUUUUCAGCGAGCUGGGUUCUGCGGAUCCCACCACCGGGUUGACUACAGUGUUCUGUUGGGGGUUAGAUGUGCG
This is a messenger RNA of Cladocopium goreaui, 1130 nucleotides long. NCBI's taxonomy places the organism in Eukaryota, Dinophyceae, Suessiales, Symbiodiniaceae. The record is from the annotation of a GenBank genome assembly.